This is a messenger RNA of Labrus mixtus (cuckoo wrasse), 4520 nucleotides long. It is a transcript of the gene syndig1l, whose product is annotated as synapse differentiation inducing 1-like. The transcript is spliced from 4 exons. NCBI's taxonomy places the organism in Eukaryota, Metazoa, Chordata, Actinopteri, Labriformes, Labridae. The record is from RefSeq and is a predicted model, not a curated record. Gene Ontology annotation, cellular component: membrane; intracellular membrane-bounded organelle. The coding region runs from base 515 to 1333 and encodes 272 amino acids.
GCACCAGGACGCAUCUCUCUCUCUCUCUCUCUCUCUCUUUCCACUGAGGCUGUUUUAACUUUCUGAGGGUGACUACAUUUCAGUCGUCUCUCAAGGUAAACGGUUUAUUGGGGAGGGGAGACCUUCGUGUUUAUAGGGGAGAGAGAUUACGAGCUGUGACGGCGGUGGGUUGUUUUUUUUUUUUCAUCUGUCGAGAGGAGACCUGUUCGCCAGAAAUGAUUGGCUAUUUCAUGAAAAUGAGAAAGUCGGAGAAAUGUCUUUUUCCCUGGGCGACACCUUCAGCAGCCCAGCCAUAAUGCACAAACGGAAACAAGCGAGUGUUUGCUUCUUUCAAACAAUAUCUGGAUUGUCAAGAACUCAAAGAUUCCCACUGCUGAAUGCCAUCCACACACUUUAAUUGACAUCAGCAGUGCCACUGAGAAGUACAUCCUGUCUUAUUCCACCUGAAACUUUAAAUCUAACGACCUAACAUCACAGAGAAGCACCACCCGUUCAUCUUUAGGCCUUGGUUAUUAUGGAGAAUCUCAGUGAGCUCCAGAACCCAUUGUUGGACAAAAACAGUAAGCACAUGGUCAACGGUUAUGGGGGCGACUUCCCAAAUAACCAGUACCAGGAAAAUAUUAUCAAUUACUUUGCUGGAGGAGGAGGAGGAGGAGGAGGAGGAGGUGUAGGUGAGGGGGGAGGAAAAGUGAGUAAUGGCAACGUAGGGAGCGUAGGGAGCUGUAACACCAAUGGGAAGAUAAAAUCCCAGCAGCUUUUGGACGCCACCUCUCUGCAUCUGGCGGUGGAGGCGUUCUACAGGCCAAAUUUUAUCCUGUACAAGGAGGACAGCAGCAGCAUCAAAGCUAAGGAAUACAAAAGCGAGUGCUGCGAGACCACCUUCACAGAGAAGAAGGCGAAGGAGGCAUCCAACACGGCAGGGGCUGACACGCCUGGCACGGAGGAUCCCCAGGCCAAGCUGCUGGAAGAUGGCGAACACGUCAAGAUCCAAACCGUUUCCUACGAGGUGGAGGAGGAGGAGUAUGUGGAGUAUGAGACGGACUGCUCCAGCGACAGCGAGAGCGAGGACAACUUCAUCGUCGUCCCUCCUCGAGACCACCUGGGCCUGGCCAUCUUCUCCAUGCUCUGCUGUUUCUGGCCUCUGGGGAUUGCAGCGUUCUACUUCUCACAGGGGACCACCAAGGCAGUGAACAAAGGUGACUUCCCUCUGGCCAACAUCGCCUCUCGACGAGCUCUGUUCCUCGCCGCCCUCUCCAUCACUAUAGGCACCGGCGUGUACGUGGGAGUGGUGGUAGCUCUCAUCGCCUACCUUUCAAAACCAGGACACAUAUAGCACUUCUGCACCUUCCCCUCGACACACACCUCCGGGGAGCCCAUAGGAAGGAGAACAACUCCCUCUCUUGGGAACGGCAUUGCUCCAGCCGACUUCGAGGGAAAGUUUUUUUUUUUCGGGGAUGUACAGUUUUCUCCUCCACCUUUCUUUUCUUUCCAGCUUUCUCUCCCUGCAGGCCUUCUGUCAGCCAAGAUUAGACGCACUGACUGGAGAGGGGUCAAGCUGGGGGGUGAGAAGACUGGGAAUUGGGGAUAGACAAAGUUUUUUGUUGAUACAGAGAAACAGUUUAAGUAAUGCAAGUAUUCCAUGUUGGAGUCCAGUUUGCAUCCCAUUAACUUUGGCUGGAUUUCCAUCGUCCAAAUCCCUGGCAGAAGAAUCAAGGAGAACAGACUGAGACAAUAACUCUUUAGCAUUUGUUAAAAAGCAAAGGUUGAGGAAGGUUAGAAAGCAACACAAAAUCACUCUCAAACCAAGUCCUUGUUGUUGUUCUUUGCGCUCCAGUUGAAAUCGUAGCCUCUCUGUGGAGUCCUGUCUCUUCCUGUCACAGUUUGCCACACAGGGCCGUCUUUAAUAGACCGUGAGCUUCCCGUAUCAACUCAAAACACCGAGACUGCAUUUGUCCCUGGGCUGACUGCCGCACAGCUUCUUAAAUCAUAACAAAGGACUGCUUUUAUUUCCUGGGAAACACUUAAAAAAAAUAAAUCCAGUAAUCUUGAUCAAUGAAGAAUGCACUUCUGAAGGAGAAGAACCAUCAAAACAAUCAAAUGCUGUUCAUUUCUCAUUGAACAAUGUGCACUGGCAUGAAUUUAAAGGACCUCAACGGAGACUCGGACCUGAAUUUUCCCUCUGACGUCCAUCCCUCAAAGACGUGUCCUGAAAUCACACACAACCUGCUCAUGCCUGAUAUGGUUUGCCUAUGUCCAUGAAAAUGUGGUUCCUUUCUUUAUGUUUGUCUUGUUAUGUUCCCUCCAGUCCAAAGCCAGCGUAAUCUUCACACAUUAUAAUGUUCAUUUAAAGCCUUUGAAAUAAAGCACAGGAAUCCAGUGGACAUAUGGUCAAAAAAAAAAAAAAAACCUGGGGAUAUGGUGUGCAGUUUCUCUCCCCUGAAAGCAUAGCAUUUGGUUACACAAUGAAAUGAAACAUCAGCCGUUAACAAUAGGAGAGGAAGUUAUAAAUCAGGUAGAUAAUGUCAUUAAAAGGCAGGCCUUGCAUACCCUCUGGGGCUCCACAUAAACAAAGUGUUGCAGUCUGACAGUUUAGGUUUUAGCUGUGAUCAAUUAUUCUUUUCAGGGGAGGAGUGUUCUGCUACACAUGAUUGAGCAGGUUUAGAAAAUGUUUUUCUUAGAUCAUAAAAAAGCCUCAGUUAAAAUUGAUAAGGCGGGGAAGGGGCUUGUAUUUUGCAAAAUACUUUAGCCUACGUUCCCAAAAUCAGCUAUUGAAAAAGACAACACUUCAUUGUAACUUUAGUUUGUUCCCCAUGAUUUAAGGAAUACAAGUUAUAGAAAGGCACUACAGAGACAUUUACUCUCAGUAUGAAGGGCUUCUUAAAUCACUCUGAUUGUAGUUUUGAAUCAUAGAUAAUGAAUAGUUAGAUUCUACUUCAAGCAGAGAAGCCUAGCGGGGUGACAUUUUACACUUAGUUUCUCUGCACUUGUCCCGCAUUAGUCAUACCUGACAUUUAUGGUGCACAAUUAGCUCGGCGUAAUGGCUUUUUACAGAAGGAAUGUGUACUCUCUGGAGCUUUGCCCCGAAAAUAGCACAACCGCAUUCAUUUCACUAAUAAGACACUUUUUGGCGUCGCUAGUCGCUGUCACACCCUGCAAGUAAACAAUCCAUUUUCCCAUCCUCUGCUUUAUGAAAAAAGACAAACAUGCAAGUUUGAUCUGUUGUGCUAAUGAAGAGUGAACAUUGUUCGUGUUCUCCCCCGAUCAGGAAGUUUCCAGUGCAUCGCAGUUAAAUUAAACUGCAGAUUUUAGAUUUUGUUUUUGGCUGCCUGGAGAGGUGAACAUCCUGCUGUGUUUUAAUUCAAGGCACUUGGAUAAUCAUAAACUGAAUUUUUAUUGAUUUGUUGGAAUUUGUUUUAAAUCCUACCCUAAGAUUCAUAGAAUACAAAGCCCAGUUAUUCAAACGUGUGGAAAUCCAUUUCUUUGUCUGUCCAGGAUCAGUUAAUCCAGUGCCAUUUUGUCCACAGGCUUUCAAAGAACAACUGGAUUGGCUCAACCUUUUCCAGAUCCAAACUUUGAAGCAAUAAAAGAAAUCUGGAUUACCAACGCUUUAAAGAGGACUUCACCCGACAUACGUUGUCCAUAGCGGGAGCAAAAACCCACUCAAACCAAAAGAUCCUCUAAAAUCUGCUCGAAAUCAAAUAUUAUUUGCUUCACAUCUUUUUGAUUCAUCCUUAUGGGAAGAAAAUUCCUGUAUUUUUUUUACCACCCUAUUUUUGUUUAUUGAAUCAGAAUAAUCCCAACCCCAUCCGAUGUUUUAAAAAACACAAAUUGGAGGUUAUAUCCAAUAUAAAACAAGAUUAACUGAUCCUAUUCAAUUCUGUUAUCUUUUUUCCUUCUUCUGAACAACCUGAUUUCAAAUCUUGAGGUUUUAAUUUAAACUGGGGGGGUUAAAACAACUGGGUCCUGGUCAUUUGAACGUUGUUAUUUCACUUUUAUUCUUUGGCCUUAUAACAUGUGAUCCUUCUUCACCACAUGUUCCUGUGGUAGCUCGUGAGCAACUACGUCAGCGCUCAUACACAUCACGACCAUCACUGUAACUAUACUGAAAAACUCAUUUCAUCACUUGGAGAGCGUAUUAUUGCUGAUAAUGAUGAACAUGCUUUGUGUUAUGUAGCGUGUCAAUCAAACAAUGUGUUUCUAUCCAGCUUCUUUGGCAACCUGGCAACCGUGCAAUGUGUUACAGCAGUAUAAGGGUUUUCAAUGCUGUUAUUUUCUUCUCAUUGUGAUGAGCUGAUGUACACAUUCACCCAACAAUGAUGUUUGCUGAAUGCAUUCCUCAAUGCCAGGGUGAUUAUGCUCCCUGUAUGUCGGAUUAAAGAAGAUAACAUCUUUUUUUGUUAUGUUUUGGGAUAUUUUUUCCUAUCUUGUGUGAAGGCAACAUGUACAUAGUGCAAAUAAAGACAUGUUCAAAUGUAAUGACAAUAAAUCAGAAAGGAAGGACGGCCUUUCUUAAAAGCAAA